GAUUACCGAAUGGCUGCUCUCUUCUCCCUGACCUGCGUCGUCUCCCCCAAACCCUCGGUUCCGGUCCCCGUUCGGAGCUCGAACGCCCGAUGGCGGUGGGAGUCGGUUGCUUCGAGAGUUGUGUUGCAGCCUGAGACGCGGAGAUCGAGAGUUGUCGCUCUGGUUUCCCAGGCUUCCCGGGUCGUCUUCCGUGACCUCGACGCCGAUGAUUUCAGGCACCCCCUCGAUAAGCAGAAUACUCUGCUGCUGAGGACAAUUCCUGGGUUGAAUGAACUUGGCAAGGCGUUGUUAGGACCAAUGACAGAGCAAGUAAUGCUUCUUGAGAACAUAGGAACAUCAGUACUUGUUUCUGAAAACCAGCUCCCCGGUCUUCAUAAAUUGAUGAUUGAGGCGGCAAAAGUACUAGACACUGAAGCUCCUGAUCUUUAUGUCCGCCAGAAUCCUGUUCCAAAUGCAUACACCUUGGCAAUUAGUGGUAGGAAACCAUUUAUAGUUGUUCACACUAGCCUUGUGGAGCUUCUUACUAAAAGAGAACUACAGGCCGUUUUGGCUCAUGAGUUGGGCCACUUAAAAUGUGACCAUGGGGUGUGGCUUACAUUUGCAAACAUAAUUACACUUGGAGCUUACUCUGUACCUGGCCUUGGUGGGUUGAUUGCCCAGAGUUUGGAAGAACAGCUUUGUAGGUGGCUUCGAGCUGCUGAGCUAACUUGCGAUAGGGCGGCUCUCCUUGUUGCACAAGAUCCAAAGGUGGUCAUCUCUGUUUUGAUGAAACUGGCUGGAGGGUGUCCAUCUCUUUCUGACCAGCUAAAUGUAGAUGCAUUCUUGGAGCAAGCUCGCUCAUAUGACAAGGCUUCUUCCAACCCCAUUGGUUGGUACAUCAGGAAUGCUCAAACGAGGCAGUUAUCCCACCCCUUGCCUGUUCUACGUGCCCGUGAAAUUGACGAGUGGUCAAGGGGUCAGGAAUACAAAUAUCUACUGAAGCAUGCUAUCCAACUGGAAGAUUCUCUAAAGCCUAGAAAUACCUUUGUGCGGUGAAGAUUGCGAUGAUGUUUUAAAUGCUUAAUGUUGAAAUUAAACCAGAAGUGCAUGGUUGGAAAUAGGAUGCUGGAAGCGCUAAGGAGGGGGGAUGUUGAUACUAGAGCGUCAUGAAGAUAGGAAGAAAUUUAGUGAAUAUUAGCAUUGUACACAACAUAUACAGUAUUGUAGAUAUACAUGAGAAUACGGAUCUUUGGUAUCUGUGCAUGUAAUAUGUUUUGUUAAAACGCUGAAAUACAAAGAAAGUUGGAUGAA
This is a messenger RNA of Musa acuminata AAA Group (dessert banana), 1290 nucleotides long. Its product is annotated as plastoglobule-localized metallopeptidase 48, chloroplastic-like. Gene Ontology annotation, molecular function: metalloendopeptidase activity. The transcript is spliced from 9 exons. The record is from RefSeq and is a predicted model, not a curated record. The coding region runs from base 10 to 1035 and encodes 341 amino acids. Lineage: Eukaryota; Viridiplantae; Streptophyta; Magnoliopsida; Zingiberales; Musaceae. Gene Ontology annotation, cellular component: endoplasmic reticulum membrane. Gene Ontology annotation, biological process: CAAX-box protein processing.